CCUCCCGGACCAGGGCCAGCACAUCUCGCCCUUGGACUCCACAGCCAGCGGUGGCCAGAACCCAGGGCCCGGAGCCGGGGGCAGGCAGACGUCAACCUGUAACCUCAUCGGUGCACCCGGGCCUUCCGCUCACGUCGUCUCGGGGCUUCCCGCCGGUCUGCCUACCGGAGCAGGUACCGCGUUCACGUCACCGUCUCUGGUGGAGGCGGCAUGCAGGCCAGAGAGACAAUCUCUACAAGGAAGGCCUCACCAAGGGCAGACAGAAUGCAGAGACCACGCUGGCCCUGAGGGGCACCAGGCCCCACAGUCACCAUGGAAACAAGAGCCAGUCACAUGGGGGAUCCCAAGCCCAAGACCCCAGGAAGCGCGCUGUCGCCUACAGGGUGGGCCUGACCCUCGGCCAGCCACGGGGAUCAAGGCCACGGGGACCAAGGCCACGGUCGAGGAAGGGGCUGGGGACAGCGCCUUCUCAGCGGUGCCCCCACCUCACCGUCCCCACACCCGCAGCCCACAGCCACGGCCGCUUCAGCCACGGCCGAGGACGCCGGGCACUGCCCCCUUGGACCCGGGUCAGCGCCAAGAGAGGCAAGCAGUCAAGGAUCAAAGGUGUCUGGCGGAGCCGCCCCCGGGAGCCAGGCUGGGCCCAUGAGAGACCAAUGGGGAGCAGCCACGUGGACGGGGCCCUGAGUCCGCUGAGCCAGCCGGACCAGGAUGCAGACCCUCCGGAGGACACGGGCGCUGCCAAGCCCCGGGCCGCCCUCCUGGAGAGGCACCUGCUGGGCGGGGAGAAGCAGCCACCCAGCACGGGGAGUGGCCCCUUCUUCUACAUCGGAGGCACCAACGGGGUGGCCAUAAUCAGCUCCUACUGCAAGAGCAAGGGCUGGCAGCGCAUCCAGGACAGCCAGCGCGAGGACUACAAGCUCAAGUGGUGCGAGGUCAAGUGUCGAGACAGCUACCUCCACUUCCGAGAAGGUGAGCAGCUGCUGUACCAGCUCCCCAACAACAAACUGCUCACCACCAAGAUCGGGCUCCUCAACGCCCUCAGGGAGUACGCCAGGGUCAUCAACAGGGUCAACAGGACAUCGCCGUGCCCACAGGCCAAAUCUGGAAGGGACCCCACACCCGCUCUGGAGGAGCCCCCACGGACCAGCCCAGGACCCCUCGAGUCACAAAGGAUUCUGAAAAUGGAAGAAUUUUUCCCAGAGACCUACCGUCUGGACAUCAGGGAUGAGAGAGAGACAUUCUUCAGCCUCUUUGAUGAAACCCAGACGUGGAUCUGCAAGCCCACCGCUUCCAACCAGGGCAAAGGCAUCUUCCUGCUCAGGAGCCAGCAGGACGUGGCCACGCUGCAGGCCAAGGUCCGGAGCCUGGAGGACGACCCCGUCUACCGCCGGAUGCCCUUCCGGACGCCGCAGGCCCGGGUGGCGCAGAGGUACAUCGAGAACCCGCUGCUGCUGGACGGGAAGAAGUUCGACGUGCGCUCCUACCUGCUCAUCGCCUGCGCCAUGCCCUACAUGGUCUUCUUCGGCCACGGCUACGCGCGCCUCACCCUCAGCCUCUACGACCCCGAGUCCCAAGACCUCAGCGGCCACCUGACCAACCAGUUCAUGCAGAAGAAGAGCCCCCUGUACGUGCUCCUGAAGGAGAACACGGUGUGGAGCAUGGAGCAGCUCAACCGGCACAUCAACGACAAGUUCAGCAAGACCAAGGGCCUCCCCCGAGACUGGGUCUUCACCACCUUCACGAAGCAGAUGCAGCAGAUCAUGGCCCACUGCUUCCUGGCUGUCAAGUCCAAGCUCGAGUGCAAGCUGGGCUACUUCGACCUCAUUGGCUGUGACUUCUUGAUCGAUGACAACUUCAAGGUGUGGCUGCUAGAGAUGAACUCCAACCCCGCCCUGCACACCAACUGCGAGGUCCUGAAGGAGGUGAUUCCUCGCGUGGUCAUGGAGACCCUGGACCUGGCGCUGGAGACCUUCCGGAAGAGCCUGUGCGGCCAGCGGAUGCGGCCCCUGCUCUCGCAGCGCCGUUUCGUGCUGCUGCACAGCGGGGAGGCGGACGUCUGGCCGCGCCUGGGGAACUGCCGCCACCACCCGCGCCCGCCGGCAGCCAGCGGGGCCGCCUCCCCCGCGCCCCCGCUCCGCGCGGAGAACCGGCCGGGCGCGCGCAGGCCGGGGGCGCCCCACUCCGCGCAGGAGCGCGUCCGGCCCCGCGCCCUCGGCCCCGACAGCGCACGGGACGGGGAGCCCGAGGCCGGGGUCACCGAGCCGCCGCGAGCCGACAGCGGGGACCCCUCGCGGGAGCCCUCCCCGGCGCGGGCGGACGAGGACGGGCCGGAGCGCAAGCCCGAGGACCACCGCGAGGACCACCGCGGCUCCUAG
Molecule: messenger RNA, 2378 nt
Organism: Myotis daubentonii (Daubenton's bat)
Lineage: Eukaryota; Metazoa; Chordata; Mammalia; Chiroptera; Vespertilionidae
Gene: TTLL10
Product: tubulin tyrosine ligase like 10
Biological process (GO): protein polyglycylation
Molecular function (GO): protein-glycine ligase activity, elongating
Source: RefSeq, a predicted model, not a curated record